UUCAAGGGUUUGUUUUGUUUGUUGUAUUCUAUUUAUGUAGUUUCUAAUUAUUUCUUCUCUAUCUUUCUCUAAUGGAUUUGUGGUGUGUUCUUGUUGCAGCUUCCUUUGCUGAGCAUGGAAAUGAUGUUCUUAUUCUUCCACUUUUCUCUCUUUAUAUGAUGGAUAGUUUGAUUGUGAGGAUAAUAGUGAAGAUUACAAUAACAAUAAUAAAUCUGGGUUUGUUUUUGUGAUGGGAAGUAAUAGCAGAGGAAAAGAUGGUGAAGGAAGUUCUGGAGUUAGCAAAUUUGAGGAUGAAAAUGAUGAACAAGAGAUGAAAUUUGUGCCUCAUGAACCACUUCUUCAUACCAAUGGAUUUGGAGUUCCCUUGCUCAUGCACCAGGUCCCUGUGAUUGUAAUGCAAAGAGUUGGAGUGAUGGCACAACCAACAGCAUAUGUAGAAACAGUUGUUCAUGAAAGGUUGAAAAGUGUAAGAAUCACAUGGAAUCAUGCAGGAAGGGAUGUUUCUAUUGUUGGAUCAUGGAACAACUGGGAAACCACGGAGGCUUUGCAGAGAGUAGGUCAACAAUUUGUGAUUGUUAAAACACUACCAAUAAGUAUUUAUCAGUACCGUUUCAUUGUGGAUGGUUAUUUCACACAUGCUCCUGAUUUUCCAUCACACCUGCAUCAUUCUGGUUAUGUCUACAAUAUAUUGGAUUUGCAGGAUUAUAUCCCAGUAGCAAGAUCUGAUACUGAAGAACCUUCAUCUCCACCAUCGAGUUACGAUAACAUAUUGUUAAAUGAAGAUGAAUUCAAUAGGCCUCCCCCGGAAUUACCACCACAACUUCCAAUGUCAAUAAGACAAGAAGAGGCUUCGACGAGCAAUUCAGAUCAAGUGGCUACGAAUAUGAUCACACAUCUUGAACUUAAUCAUCUAUACAUGCAUAGAUCUGAAGGGGAUCAAUUUGUGGCGCUACGAUCGACUAAUAGGUUUCAACACAAAUAUAUCACUACAGUACUCUACAAGUCAUUGCACUGAGAAGGAUGAUGCAGCAGUUUGUUUUUUUAUAUGCUAUUGAAUUUGCUUAAGAUUAAGUGGUUAGUUCUAUGACAACAUUUUUUAAGGUCAUUAAUCUGAUAUGUAGAAAGUAAUUGGAGUAGGUAAUUUAUAAGAAUUUCUUUUCAUGUAAACAACUCUAGAAAUAUUGUUAUUUAUUGUGGCAGUUAAUAUAUAUAAUACAUAUUCAUAGCA
Molecule: messenger RNA, 1228 nt
Organism: Cicer arietinum (chickpea)
Lineage: Eukaryota; Viridiplantae; Streptophyta; Magnoliopsida; Fabales; Fabaceae
Source: RefSeq, a predicted model, not a curated record